AUGACAGAGGUAAGAGAAGGAAUCAACGCAUUCACAAAAGAAUUAUUCAUACGGUGCUUAUACGACCCAUUGGAAUUUCUGUUCAAGAUAAAUAUAGCAGUAGAAUCGGCGUACACAAUUCCCCCAGGGAAAAUGUCUCGGGCAGUGAAUCUAUUCGCAAUGAAAGAAUAUUACCAAGUGUAUUCUAUACUCAGAUGUACAGAAUGUACUUCUAUGAAGAUAGAAUAUAAUUACUGCACCUGCUGCACGAGUGCACAAGUUUUCUUAAGAAAUUAUUCUGUAUACAUCCUUACCAGCAUAAAGAACACGAGAGAGCCUGGGUUUAAAAUAGACAGAAUAUAUUAUGAAGAUGACAAGGUAGAUAAAUUACUCGAUAGAGUAGAGCUAAGUAAUGAAGGUGUAAUAAUCAGUAAUGAAUUAUUCACAGAUCCAUUUCUGAUAUAUUUACUGAUUCUUACUAAGAAGAAGUAUAUAUCAUCAGAUAAGUAUAAGAAAGUACUUUGUGUACUACUUAAGGUUAUGCCCUAUUUCUGGGAUAUUUACAAAUUACUUGGUAAUAGUGUUACUGCCACUGACUGUGAUAGUGUUCUUAAAAAUAUUUCUGAUCCUGUGAUGGAAAGAGUAUUUAUUCUGUACAUUGGGUGUAGAAAGUCUAUUUUAAUUCCGAGGCUUAAAAGGAUAAUGGAAGAAUAUGAAAAAAAUCCAGAAGAAUUUUCUAUUUAUGAAGAAUCUUUACUUGUUGCUGUAUUUGGUCAUUAUAAAAAAACAAAGAAAUCGUUGGAGGUAAUGGAAAAAGUAGUUGACUCAUCGGUGGGUUGGUAUAAUUUUGAUCAAUUCUCAAAUAUUCUGUACUCAUUAAAGGACACAGAAAAAUUGUCUAGUUUAUUGUUUACUGUGUUUGAUAGGUUUGGCAAUUUACCCAUAUAUAAUUAUGUAUCUGGGAAUUUACUUGCAUUAAAGUCUGACCAUGUAGGGAGCAUAGAAGAAUUUCAAAAAAUACUGCAGGAUGAAUUUAUUGGGGAGUUUGAUAUUGCGUAUAUAUUUGUGGCACAGGAGUAUUUCCAUUUGAAAGAUACUUGCUCGGCGAUUAAAGCGUGCAACCUUGCGAUAAAGAAGAAUUAUAAUGAUUACCGCGUAUGGCUGAGCAUGGCACAAAUAUAUUUUUCAAUUGAGAUGCACGAGUACUCUUUGCACUUUUACAGAAAAUGUGCAGAGUUAUCCCCAAGUAUAUCUGCGGUGUAUGAAGGACUAGGGCAAUGCUUUGAUAAACUUGGAAGGGAGGAAGAGGCCAUUCGGUGCUAUAAAAAAUGUGCAGACCAGGGAAGCGUAAAAGCACUUUGUUUGCUGGGCGACUUAUUCUUUAGACAGAACAAUAAUCAGUUUAUAGCAUAUUAUAAAGAAUACUUAUCACAUGCACUUGUGCUCGAGAAUAAUCUAGAGCAUACCCCAGAAGGGAGUGUAAAAACAAUCGAACGAGUAAUUGAGGUUUUAGAGGCAUCUUCAGAUCCCUCCACUGUAUUAGAAUGGAGAAAGUCUCUUACUCUACUAAAGCACUGCCUUGGGGCAUAAUAAACAUAAAAUAAAACAAGUAAAAUAAACGGUAUAAGCGAAA
Molecule: messenger RNA, 1612 nt
Organism: Nematocida parisii ERTm1
Lineage: Eukaryota; Fungi; Microsporidia
Exons: 1
Coding region: 1-1569 (522 amino acids)
Biological process (GO): cell division
Molecular function (GO): protein binding
Source: RefSeq, a predicted model, not a curated record